Messenger RNA from Ornithorhynchus anatinus (platypus), 2127 nucleotides. Its product is annotated as zinc finger FYVE domain-containing protein 1-like. Bases 1 to 2052 code for a protein of 683 amino acids. The record is from RefSeq and is a predicted model, not a curated record. Gene Ontology annotation, molecular function: metal ion binding. The transcript is spliced from 11 exons. Lineage: Eukaryota; Metazoa; Chordata; Mammalia; Monotremata; Ornithorhynchidae.
AUGGAGGAGGCCGAGCCAGGCGAGGCCCGGGACCCGGGACCCAGCGGCGGGGGCUUCUCCCCCGGGCCCGCGCCCUCCCGGGACCCCCCGACCGCCCCCGACCAAGACGACCCUUCCCAGGGCGGCCCGGCCCCGUCCGGGGAGGCUCCGGGGAGGAGCUUCCUGCUCUUGGAUCAGAAAGAAGCGCUGCAGGUGUGCGGCGCCGAGGCCCUGGGCGACCUCCUGGGCUGCGACCCCGCCCGGCGCGUCAAGGUGCUGUCGGUCUUCGGGAAGACGGGCGACGGCAAGUCCCACUGCCUCAACGAGGCCCUGUGCGGGGGCCGGCCGGUCUUCCCCACCGGUCGGGGCCAGGCCCCGGCCACCCUGGGCGUGCGGGCCGCCCUGGCUCCGGGCGGCCACCUGCUGCUCCUCGACACCGAGGGCCUGCUGGGCCCCACCGCCCACCCGGCCCGCCGCCGCCGGCUGCUGCUAAGGGUCCUGGCGCUGUCGGACGUGGCCGUCUACCGCACCCGCGCCGAGCGGCUGCCCCGGGACCUCUUCCAGUUCGUCGGAGGGGCCUCCGGGGCCUACGGCCGCUUCUUCGCCGGGGAGCUGCGGGCCCUGGCCGCCCGCCUCGGCCGGCCGGGGGAGGAGACCCCCGCCGCCCGCCUGGGACCCGCCGUCCUCGUCUUCCACGAGACCACCCGGACCCGGCUGCUGGGGCACGGCGGGGACCCCGGGGAGGCAGAUCGGCUGCUCCAGCGGCGGCUGCGGAGCCUGGACCUGGACACGGCCUGGUUCAGCUGCCUGCGCUACGUCGGCACCCACACGCCCCGCCCGCCCACCGACUUCUCCGCCUUCCGUGCCGCUGCGCUGGACCUGCUGCGUGACACGGGCACCCGCGCCCCCCGGCCCCUCCACGUGGUCUACGGGGCCCUGAAGGCCCUGACGGAGAAGUUCAACGGGGAACUCUCCGGGGACCCCAACCCCAGCUCGUUUUUCCCGGACGCCUAUUUCACCUGCAACGCUCUCUGCCUAAGCUGCGGGUGUCGCUGCGUGAACGGGAUGAACCACGAGCGGGACGGGGAACCCCACGGGGCCCAGGGGCUGUGCCGCUUCUCCCACCGGUAUGGAAACCGAGUGCUGCUGUGCAAGCGAUGCUACGAGCGCGGGAGAGAGGAGGUGCUGCAGCCCCGGGCCGCGGCUUCCACCGACAGCACCUUGCUGGGCAUCGCCAAGUUCGCCUGGUCCGGGUGGGUCCUCGAGUGCCCGCGCUGCGGCGUCGUCUACCGCAGCCGCCGGUUCUGGUACGGGAACCCGGAACCCGAGGGCAGCGCCGCCCGUACCCAGGUCCGCCACGUGUGGCCCGGGACCCUGGCCCUGGGCACGGAGCAGCCCCACACCGGCAGGCGGGUGCUAGACGGGGUGGGGGAAGCCCUGGAACUGGUGAGCGGGUACGGGGCGCCCCCCGCCCGCGCCGCGGCAGCCUGGCUCGCCGACCUCGUGGCCCCUGCCUACUGGAGACCCAACGGUGACAUCACGAUGUGUGCCAGCUGCCGGCUGCCCUUCGCGCCGGGGGAACAGAAGCAUCACUGCCGGGCGUGUGGCGAGGGCUUCUGCCACAGCUGCUCCGGGCAGAGGAUGCCCGUGCCUGCCCGCGGCUGGGGUCUCACCCCCGUGCGGGUCUGCAGGUCCUGCUUCCGGGCCCGACAGGCCAAGUCCCUCGCCGAGGAAGCGGAGCCGGCACCGGAGGCCGAGAGGGCACCGUUGGCUCGCAGGGUGACCGAGGCCACCCAGACUGCUUUGGAGCUGGUGUCGGCAGCUGUGGAGUACCCGCUGGGUUUGGUGACCGAAGCCGUCCGGCCCAGCUACUGGACUUCGGACCGGGACCUGGCCCGGUGCCAGCUGUGCCAAAGCAGCUUCACCGCCCACCUGCGGCGGCACCACUGUCGGGCCUGCGGGCGCGGCGUGUGCCAGGACUGUUCUCCCGAGCAGCGCCCUGUGCCCUCGCGGGGCUGGCCUCUCCCCGUCCGCGUCUGCCUCGAGUGCGCCCGGCGGCGGGGCCGGCUGUGAGCCUGGCAGCCGCUCGGGAAAAGACUGCCCAACUCACACCGCACUUUUUGUAAUAAAAGGGGUUUUCCAAAGCUG